Molecule: messenger RNA, 2046 nt
Organism: Strongylocentrotus purpuratus (purple sea urchin)
Lineage: Eukaryota; Metazoa; Echinodermata; Echinoidea; Camarodonta; Strongylocentrotidae
Exons: 3
Coding region: 57-491 (144 amino acids)
Source: RefSeq, a predicted model, not a curated record
GUCCUGAAAUCUCUGAGGAGCGUACCUCAGAAGGCCCGCUUGAGUCACUGAAAAAUAUGCUUUUCAAGCUCCAGGACAUGGCAUCAUUGCAUAAGGUGGAAUCAGGAGGAGGGACUAAAUCACAGCAACUUAGGGAGCCUUUGUCAGGAGGAGGCAAGAAGAAUAUAACGAGGCCUUCAGCGACUUCCACUGGUGGAACGUCAACUAGACAUCUUGCUUCAUCAAUCAAACAUCCAUCUCCACCAUCAUUGUCAUCAUCACCACCAUCAGUACUCCAUGGGGAUGGAGAAAAAGAUGCAACAUUCUCAUCAACAUCCCAGAGCCGCAUCGUCAAGAGUGUGUCCUUUCAAAGUCAGAAGAACUUUGAGGAGGAGCCGGGAGGACAGUCUUUGCAAAGGGCAAUGAAACAUCUGAGCAGGUUGAAAACUCUGGUUGCCAUAGAUACAGCAUCCCCAUCGUCAUCACAGGCAGCAAGGGCAUCUUCUCUGUGAACUUCAAUAACGAGGCUCUCCCUCUCCUAGAGGCUGUGAUCGUGAUCUGAGAGAAUUUCGUAACGAGAAAUGAUAUCACUGUGUGUGAAGUAUCAAGGUGACACUGCAAUGUACAUGCAUUUAUAAAGACCGGUUCACUAACACAUUCAAAUUCUAUGUAUACAAAAAAUGGUUGUUCUUGACAACCUGAAAUAUUGGCUUGGUUUGCCUGACAUAGCAACAAGUAUAGUAUGUUGACUGGAUUUCAAGAAUUGUCAGGGCAUUCAUUAAUUACAGGUUAAUGGAAUAACAUGUCACUGGGAAAGAAACAUCCAUAAAUUUGAAUAUGGUAGUAAACCAGACUUAUAUUGCAUUAUGUGGAAAGGCUGAACUAUUUAUAUUUGUAUGCUGAUAUUCUGCAGCAUCUCUGAGAGCUAGAUUAAUUAAUUAAUAGACAUUUUUCCUUCAAGAAAGAGUCAGCGCCCCUCUGGCCCUCAACAGAUGAUACAUACAGUUUACAAAUGAAUUAUCUAUACCCUUACUAAGUUUUUGUAAUGUUUUUGUACGGUAUGUGAAAAUUGAAUACUCCCAAAUUAUGUUUCUUCAGAGUGGGACAUAUUAAUAUGUUGAUUCACAUGUUGAUACCAUACUUACAGUACAAUUUGUCUCCAGUUAAGUUUUUUUCCUUCACGUUUUCAUAUCCUUUUUGGUUGUUGCUGUUAGUAAAAAGUUGCUUAAGUAGAUUUUCCUUUCUUUACCUUUCAUGUAAAAGGAUUUUAUUGUUUUCUUUCAUAAAGCUAAUGUACUUUUUACAAAGGUGUAUUAAUUGAUAUAGAUUGACAAAGAUGUAUUAAUUGAUAUAGAUAUAUUCGAUAGGCCUAUAUUCUUAUACCCCAAUUUCCAAAGUGCUUUUUACUUCAUGCAGUACCUUUCAUACAUUCCAUUUGACACAUUAAGCACUUAUUGUUUGUUAUUUAUAAACAAUUAUAAUUAUUUAAAAGACCUUUUAUUACCCAAACUUGAUCGUAAUUGAGAACACGGACACAUUGGAAAUAUAAUUCUUUGGCAACCAGAUACAGCUAGAUAGCAAUACUGCUAGUACCAUCUGGAACUCAACUCUCUCUUUAACACUUUCUUGCGCUGAACCUUGAAUCCUCCGAGGCUGUCACAUUCAAUUGGAAACUUGUGAGGACAGAAAGGGCUUCCGAUACUCUCCAAUUAAUUUCAGAGGUAUCCAGCCUGCCUCUUAUUGCAUAGUUGGCAUUCCACUGACUUUAGUCAUAUACAGAGCAGCUAAUCAACUGUUAACGGCUUAUGAUUAUAGACAAUUUUCGACUUUGAAAAGGAUUUCACGUUCAAAAUGCCUUUUAUUGUUGUUGAGGAUGACUCGUUUUGUUGUUUCCCCUUUUUUUAAACAUAUUGCUUCAGAGCUUGUUAUGAAUACUCGGUAAUAUAUUAAUUCUUUCUGUCCAUGGCAUUGGAAGUAGAUGGCAAUGGUGCAGGUAUCUUCUCCCUGUCAGAUCAUUUAUCUAUCUCAAACUUGGUAUAUUCUCUUUUUUCUCCUCCCCCCCCCCCC